Molecule: messenger RNA, 2409 nt
Organism: Zingiber officinale
Lineage: Eukaryota; Viridiplantae; Streptophyta; Magnoliopsida; Zingiberales; Zingiberaceae
Product: K(+) efflux antiporter 4-like
Exons: 20
Coding region: 240-1973 (577 amino acids)
Biological process (GO): potassium ion transmembrane transport; proton transmembrane transport
Cellular component (GO): membrane
Molecular function (GO): potassium:proton antiporter activity
Source: RefSeq, a predicted model, not a curated record
UUUCAUCGGUCGGAUCUCCGUGGAAUGCUCAACCACUAAAACGUGCCCCAGCUUGGCUUUCCGGUGCUCCGCCCACCCGAAUCACAGUGAAAUAAUUAAAGAGAUCCAGCGGCGGAGUCAAAGACCGCAAAGGGAAGAAGGAAGAAGAAGAGACGGUGUGGUGACCGGACCUCGCCGUUCCCCCAACUCUUCCCCUUCGCUUUCUGACCUUCUGGCCUGUAGCUGAUCCGAGGGCGUCGAUGGGGGCCCUCCGCGCCGACGGGUGGCUCCUCACGUCGGUGCUCCUCGUCGCCGUUUGCUUCUACGGCUUGGCCUGCUUGGCCGGAGCCGAUGACUCGGAGGUAGUCAAUGCGACGGAGGUGAUCAAGGGGGUUUCCGACAAGGAGGGUAGCUUCGCGGACAUGAUCGACCGCGCGCUCGAGAAGGAGUUUCCCGAGAACGAGCAGAGUGGUGGAGAAACUGACCCUGGCGGCUUCAACAAUAGUGUUGCUGAAAAUCAGGCAGUUCUGGAGACUGUAGCUAGAGUCACUACAAAGAAGAAUGAAACCAAAGAGGAAAAGUCAUUUCAGUUUCAUGAUGUUUUUAAUCUGGAUAACGAGAACCGAGUUGAAGACAUUCCUACCUUAAUAGAUCGUAAGGAUAAUGUUUUCAUCAUAUCGAAUCCAAAGUCAAAAUAUCCGGUGCUACAAUUAGACCUAAGGUUGAUUUCUGAUCUUGUGGUGGUUAUUGUGUCUGCAACAUGUGGUGGAAUUGCAUUUGCCUGUGCUGGGCAGCCAGUAAUAACUGGCUACUUGCUUGCUGGAUCUAUAAUUGGACCUGGAGGCUUUCGCUUUAUUAGUGAAAUGGUGCAAGUUGAAACAGUAGCUCAGUUUGGUGUAAUCUUUCUUCUUUUUGCUUUGGGCCUGGAAUUCUCCAUAAGUAAGAUUAGAGUUGUCCGUGCUGUGGCUAUUGGUGGAGGAUUUCUCCAAAUUCUACUAUUCAUGUGCUUAUGUGGUGUAAUUGCAUCAUUAUGUGGAGGCAAAACUUCAGAAGGGAUAUUUGUUGGUGCCUUUUUGUCUAUGUCUUCAACUGCUGUGGUUUUGAAGUUUUUGAUGGAAAGGAACACUAUCAGUGCUCUUCAUGGUCAAGUUACUGUUGGGACACUCAUACUCCAGGAUUGUGCUGUUGGCUUGCUGUUUGCACUGCUUCCCAUUUUGGGUGGCUCGUCUGGUAUUUUCCAGGGGCUUAUGUCAGUUACCAAGUCGUUGAUUAUGCUUUUCACCUUUUUGGCAAUUCUUUCUAUACUAUCUCGUACUGCAGUUCCAUGGUUUCUUAAGCUGAUGAUCAGUCUUUCAACCCAGACCAAUGAACUUUAUCAAUUGGCCUCUGUCGCAUUCUGUCUGCUGGUUGCUUGGGGUAGUGAUAAGCUGGGUUUGAGUCUUGAGUUGGGUUCUUUUGCUGCUGGAGUAAUGAUAUCAACAACAGAUCUUGCACAACAUACCCUUGAGCAAAUUGAACCCAUUCGUAACUUCUUUGCAGCUCUUUUUCUUGCUAGCAUUGGAAUGCUAAUACAUGUUCAAUUCCUAUGGAAUCAUGUAGAUAUUUUAUUGGCAGCCGUAAUCCUAGUAAUCAUUGUAAAAACAAUAGUGAUGACUCUAGUUGUAAAAGGAUUUGGAUACAAUAACAAGACCUCACUUCUUGUUGGCUUGUCCUUAGCGCAGAUAGGAGAAUUUGCAUUUGUCCUCUUAAGUCGUGCUUCAAACCUUCAUCUUGUUGAGGGUAAAUUGUACCUUUUACUUCUGGGGACAACUGCACUUAGCUUGGUAACUACUCCAUUGUUAUUCAAGUUUAUCCCCGCAAUCAUUCAUCUUGGUGUUUUGCUGCGAUGGUUUGCUCCUGAUAGCAUCGAGUUAGGGCAUAAAGGUGAUAGUCUUCGGUCCGAUAGUGCAAAUAAGCGCAUGACUUCAAUAAUUCAGGGUUCUCAUGAUUCAUGAUAAAAGAAAUUCACAGGAGUCCAUGCUGCAGCUAAUUAGUAACUGAAGAUAAUGACUUGCAAGAGCAUGUAUCGCAGGGAGAACAUGUACUGAAACCAGACUAUUUCAUGGUGCAUAUUAAAUUUCAAAAGCAUGGAUGAAUCCGCUGCAUUAUUAUCUGAACGAGCAUACUUUCUAUCCUCGGGAGAAAGCCUUCCAAAAAGCUAUAUUGAUUACAUUUUAGCACUAAAUGGGAUUUAUCAUACCCUAUCCUGGUGCAGUUUUUGUGUAAAGCACACGAUAAUGUAUAUUUUUGUUUGUUGAUAUGCUGCAUCUUUGAGAUUUGAGUUUUUCCUUCAUAUUCAUUCAAACAAGUCUAGAAUUGCUGAUUCAUCAGCAUCCAUUUUGUACUUAAACCUUAUCCUCUUUUUUAUAGUUGAAGUCUUGAUUUGUUGUA